Molecule: messenger RNA, 1768 nt
Organism: Lycium barbarum (goji berry)
Lineage: Eukaryota; Viridiplantae; Streptophyta; Magnoliopsida; Solanales; Solanaceae
Product: dihydroorotase, mitochondrial
Exons: 9
Coding region: 399-1571 (390 amino acids)
Biological process (GO): 'de novo' pyrimidine nucleobase biosynthetic process; pyrimidine nucleotide biosynthetic process
Cellular component (GO): cytoplasm; chloroplast
Molecular function (GO): dihydroorotase activity
Source: RefSeq, a predicted model, not a curated record
AGCUAAAUCAAAAACCCAAUCCGUAAACAAAAAACCCAAACUAAAAAUUCAAAUAAAAAAAAAAUCGAAUUCGGAUUUUGCUCAAACUAUGACCAACCCUAGUUGUUUAGCGUAAUUUAUUCUAAAAUAAAUAAUAAAUUUGUUAGUAAAAUAAAAACCAGCAAUAAUUAUCAAAGCUUCCUCUAUGCUGUAGUUAUUCACAGGAAAAAAGAAAAAGAAGUGGAAAAAAAAAAACAGAUUAACCCCACGUGCUGUAGUUUAUUCUCAAAACACAAGUACACUCACUGCCGCCGGUAAUCUCGUAUGUGUGUAUUCAAAAGGUUGUUAAAAUAUAGCAAGUGAAGAAAGACACUUUGGUCUUUGGGAAAAAACCUGGUGCAUCCACUUGAACGUUAAAAAUGCUGGCUUCUAAAGGAGCAGCUGUCUCAGAUUGUAGAGUGAUGAGGACCUUAUUCUUCCCCUCCAAAAUUUCACAUAUACCAGUUGUUAGAUUUGGACGGAAAAGCUCGUUUAAAGCCUACAGUGCCAAGAUGGAGCUCUCUAUCACACGACCUGAUGAUUGGCAUCUUCAUCUUCGUGAUGGUGACGUUCUUAACGCAGUUGUCCCUCACAGUGCACAGCAUUUUGGGAGGGCAAUAGUCAUGCCAAAUUUGAAGCCUCCUAUCACUACCACCGCUGCUGCUGUAGCAUACCGGGAAGAAAUAUUGAAAUCUUUGCCUGCCGAUAGUGAUUUCAAUCCUCUUAUGACACUUUAUUUGACAGAUACAACCAGUCCUCUGGAAAUCAAACUAGCAAGAGAGAGCCAGGUCGUAUUUGGGGUGAAGUUGUACCCUGCUGGUGCCACGACAAAUUCUCAAGAUGGAGUGACUGAUCUCUUUGGGAAGUGUUUACCAGUUCUACAGGAAAUGGUUGAGCAUAAUAUGCCUCUGCUGGUUCAUGGAGAGGUUACAAAUCCCGAGGUUGACAUGUUUGAUCGAGAAAAGGUUUUUAUUGAAACAGUUCUAAGACCUUUGGUUCAGAAAUUUCCACGAUUGAAGGUCGUGAUGGAACAUGUUACCACCAAGGAUGCUGUAAAGUUUGUUGAAUCUUGCACUGAAGGAUCUGUUGCAGCGACUGUCACCCCACAGCAUCUUGUUUUGAACAGGAAUUCUCUCUUCCAAGGGGGCUUGCAACCGCAUAAUUUCUGCCUUCCAGUGCUCAAAAGAGAGAUCCACAGGCAGGCUCUUGUGUCAGCUGUAACAAGUGGAAGUAAAAGAUUUUUUCUUGGUACUGACAGUGCUCCUCAUGAUAGACGAAGGAAAGAAUGUUCUUGUGGAUGUGCUGGUAUUUACAAUGCUCCUGUAGCCUUGUCAGUAUAUGCAAAGGUGUUUGAGAAGGAAAAUGCACUUGAUAAGCUCGAAGCAUUUACUAGCUUCAAUGGACCAGACUUCUAUGGGCUUCCUAGGAACAAUUCAAAGAUUAAGUUGAGCAAGACGCCAUGGAAGGUACCCGGAUCAUUCUCUUAUGCAUCAGGAGAUAUUGUUCCCAUGUUUGCUGGUGAAAUGCUCGACUGGUUGCCCUCUCCUCUCUGAGAGAAAAAAAAAUGAGAUUUGCAUUCUCAUUUUUCACUCUUUCUUGUACUGUAACGUUGUGAUUCAACAAAAAUGUAGGCUUUAGGGGUAUUCAUCUUUCCUUUCCUGUUGAUUAGAUAUUAUCAUAACCAUAAAGUCAAUUCGAUAAUAUCGUUUCAGCCAAUUUUUUUUAUGAAAUGAUAAGAAAGCUUUCUGGA